CACCGUGUUAGCCAGGCUGGUCUCUAUCUCCUGACGUCGUGAUCCGCCCGCCUUGGCCACCCAAAGUAAUGGGAUUACAGGCGUGAGCCACAGCGCCCCGACCCACACUGUAUAUAUUAAUAAGUAAUUUAUGCACCAUAUUGGAAAGUGAUAAAGUGCAACAGAGGAAAAGAAGGAGUCAUGUAAAGCAAGGAAAACAAGAUGUUUGAUCAUAACUGGUCUAGUGUUGCUAAUGAACCCCAAAUCCAGGGCAGUGUUUGACACGUUAAGCCAAACAAAAGCUGUCCUGUGGCUCAAGAAGAGCCCUUUGGCUGGCAUCACCAAAACGUAUGUUCUCCAAAGGAGUCUGACAUCUGGAGCCACUUCACAACUUGUUUGAGAACUCGAUCUGACCUGUAGGAAGAUACUGGGGCAGCGGUGGAAGACUGUUAAAGAAACCUGGGCAAAAAGAUGCAGGAGGCUGUGCUGUUGAAUGAGAGUUCAGGACCACCAAGCCGGCUGCUCUGGACCCCCCAAGAUACCCAGCUCCCUCAGAAAAGAGCUCUAUCGCCCGCUGAAUAUCCUGCCUUCACUAAAGAUGGAAGCCAAGGAAAACUGCCGCAAGCAUAUAUCACACUGAUGAACCAGGCCCAGGAUAGCAGGAGCAUAUUAUUUCAGGAAUCAGUCACAUUUGAGGAUGUAGCUGUGAACUUCACUGACAGGGAGUGGCAAUGUCUGACCUACGCUCAGAGGCAUCUCUAUAAGGAUGUGAUGUUGGAAAAUUACGGGAACAUGGUAUCAGUUGGAUUUCUAUUUCCUAAACCUCCUUUAAUCUCUCAUCUGGAGCGAGGAGUGGAGCCCUGUGUGCAGGAUCCACAAGAUAGGGAGUCCCUCAGCUGCUCCUGCCUGGUGUCAACUGGCAAGACAUGGCCUGAGAAUGAGAAGGCAAGUUCACAACAAGUGAUUUUUGAAAAUGGACAAGUCUACUGGGUGAAAUUUAACAGUCUCCUAAAAGUUGGUUCCCAGGAUCCUGAGGUUAGAGAAGCUUGUGUUCAAAAUGUCAAAUUAGAGAGUCCUUGGGAAACACCUAAACGGGAGAAACUGAGGGAAGAGAAAGAAGGCUCAGAGGAAGGGACCUCCAAAAAACAAAAGAACCAGAAGGUACUUAGAAAAAGCUUGAAUCCAAACUCAAUGCAUAGUCCAUGUAAUAGAGUUCUUACAGCACAGAAACUCCAUAAAUAUGCCAGUUGUGGCAAAAACUUCAGUUGGCACUCAGAUCUCAUUCUCCAUGAGCAAAUUCAUUCUGGUGAGAAACCCCAUGUGUGUAAUGAAUGUGGGAAAGCAUUCAAGACCAGAAGUCAGCUUUCUAUGCACCAGAUAAUCCACACAGGGGAGAAACCUUUUAACUGCACCCAGUGUAGGAAGGCUUUCAACAGUAGAUCAGCUCUUUGCCGACAUAAAACAACCCACAGUCGGGAGAAGCCUCACGAGUGCAGGGACUGUGGGAAGGCCUUCAAGACCAGGAACCGUCUCUGUAUGCAUCAGCUCAUCCACACUGGGGAGAAGCCUUACGAAUGUAACUGCUGUGGGAAGGCCUUCCAGUUUAAGUAUUCCCUUACCAUCCAUGGCAGAAUCCAUACUGGAGAGAAGCCAUAUGAAUGUGACAAGUGUGGGAAGGCCUUCAGCGGGAGUUCAGACCUCACCAAACACAUAAGAAUCCACACUGGGGAACGACCUUAUGAAUGCAGCAAGUGUGGAAGGGCCUUCAGUCGGAGCUCAGACCUAAGCAAACAUAAACGAAUCCAUACGCGAAAGAAACAUUAUGGGUGCCCCCAGUGUGGAAAAGACUUCAGCAUCAAGGCAGAACUCACCAAACACAGGAGGAUCCACCCUGAAGAGAAGCGUUACAGGUGUGAGGGGUGUGGGAAAGCCUUUCAUCAUAACUGUAAGCGCAGGGCUCACGAACGAGGGCACACUGGGGAGAAACCCUAUCAAUGUGGGGAUUGUGGGAAAACCUUCCAAGAUCGGCACUGCCUUACCGUCCAUCAGAGAAUCCACACUGGAGAGAAACCUUACAAAUGUGUAGUGUGUGGCAAAGCUUUCAAUGGGAAGUCAAACUUGACCAAUCAUCAAAGAAUUCACACUGGAGAGAAGCCUCACAAAUGUGAGGUGUGUGGAAUGGCCUUCCAUCAUAGUUCAGUCCUGAGGCAGCACAAAAGAAUCCACACUGGUGAGAAGCCAUACACCUGCAGUGAGUGUGGCACGUCCUUCCGUCAGGGCUCAGCUCUGAUUGGACAUAAGCGAGUUCAUACUGGGGAGAAACCUUAUGAAUGUGAGGAGUGUGGAAAAGCUUUUAGAGUGAGCUCAAAUCUUACUGGACAUAAGAAAAGAAAACAUCAAGUGUGGAGAGCCCAUGAACUUGAUGAGAGUAGGAAAUCCCUCUCUCCAGUAACUGUUUCUCGGACCUCAGUAGUCAGUAUUUUGACCACUGCCUGAGUAUAACGUUGCUGGUGUUACUUUCUGUUUCUCCUACCUAAGAGCCUGGUCCUUCUGUCUCCUAUAUUCCUGAUUUCCUGAUCCUUAAUUGUGAGAUUCUCCAAAGACAUUGUCCUUUACCUUCCUAUUCAGUAUGUAUUUUUUCAGUGAGCACAUUUACUUCCAGGAGUUUGUCAAUCACUUCAUAGUAAUAAUAAACACUUAUUAGUGCUU
Sapajus apella (tufted capuchin) is the source of this 2688-nucleotide messenger RNA. It is a transcript of the gene ZNF311, whose product is annotated as zinc finger protein 311. The record is from RefSeq and is a predicted model, not a curated record. Bases 451 to 2475 code for a protein of 674 amino acids. Gene Ontology annotation, biological process: regulation of cytokine production; negative regulation of transcription by RNA polymerase II; regulation of immune system process. Lineage: Eukaryota; Metazoa; Chordata; Mammalia; Primates; Cebidae. The transcript is spliced from 7 exons.